AUGAAUUUGGCACCAUUGAAUUCCCGCAACUUUCAACCGUUAAGGGUCCUUCCAAAUUUCUUCCAAAAGUAUCAAUUUUUAUUCCAAAUCUAUUCCUCUCUAUCGAGAUCCUCUAUCAAGAUCCAUAUUAUAUACCUUCAUGCUAUAUCUACUCUACUCUACUCUACUCUAUAUACGAUAAAUGAACCUUCUUUUUGGAAGUUCGUCAAUCGUCAACAUCCACAACUUCAGUACUUCUCUCAUUUCAUCAACUACCAUUUCCCCACUUUUUCUCUCCCAUUCAUAAUCUCCCGAGAUAUCGCUUCAACUUCCCCCAUCUAUAUACGAAUUACAACAAAAUAG
Molecule: messenger RNA, 342 nt
Organism: [Candida] anglica
Lineage: Eukaryota; Fungi; Ascomycota; Pichiomycetes; Serinales; Debaryomycetaceae
Source: the annotation of a GenBank genome assembly